AUGGAGGAGAGCAACCCAGAAGCUCCCAGGCUAAUAGAAGGAGGGGAAAGAUCUGGAAAACUGCCUCGCGUCAUUCAAGUCGGGACCAUCCGGGAGCUUCUCAACUGGGCCGCACCACUGGAAGUGAAAGAGGAGCCGGACGAAGGCUUAGCGCAACGAUGGGAAGCCCAGUGGCAGGAGUUCCUCAGAGCCAUGCAGUCUCCUCAGCUGGGGUGGGGAAGCCCACAGUUGAUGGAGGACGCUGCGCUAUGGGGAGAUAACAAGGCCUUCUUCGCCUCCUUCGAGCGACUGGCCGCGACCUGCCAGCUGCCCCGUCGGGAGUGGCUGGCCCGCUUGCUGCCCGUCCUGAGUCGAGAGGCCAGAGAGGCCUACAGCAACCUCAGCCUCCAAGACCGGGGGGAAUACGCCAAGGUCAAAGCGGCCAUCUUGCGGGUGGAUGCCGUCAAGAUGGAGACGCAGCGCCUGCGCUUCCGGCAGUUCCGCUACCACGAGGCGAAGGGGCCCCGGGAGGCUUGCAGCCAGCUCCGCAAACUCUGCCACGGAUGGCUGAAGCCGGAGAAGCGCACCAAGGAGCAGAUCCUAGACCUGCUGGUCCUCGAGCAGUUCCUGACCGCCCUGCCCAAGGAGAUCCAGAACUGGGUCAGGGAGCACGAUCCGGAGACCUGUGCUCAAGCAGUGCCCCUGGCGGAGGAUUUCCUGCUGAGGCGGCAAGAGGCAGAAAGGAAGGAAAAACAGGCAGAGGCUGGAGACCAGAGUGGUGAACUGGCCAGAGGCAAAGCCAUCUCCUGCGGGCUCUGGGCUGAAGCGGUUCUGCAGGGAGGCUAA
Messenger RNA from Euleptes europaea (tarantolino), 825 nucleotides. RefSeq names its product SCAN domain-containing protein 3-like. The transcript is spliced from 2 exons. The record is from RefSeq and is a predicted model, not a curated record. Bases 1 to 825 code for a protein of 274 amino acids. NCBI's taxonomy places the organism in Eukaryota, Metazoa, Chordata, Lepidosauria, Squamata, Sphaerodactylidae.